GCAAACACACAACCGCCAAAUAAAACAUCUUCAAGUAGCUUUCUUGCUCAAAAGUAGUUGCUUUCCUCUCUUUCAACACUCCCUCUCCCCUUUCUCUCUCUCUCUUCUUCCUUUUCUGCUAUGGAUACUGCUCAGUGGCCACAGUCAAUUGGAGUCCCCAAAUCCGACUCCACCUCAAAACCUAACAAUGGCGGUGGACCGGAGAAGAAGCCGCGCCCGGAGAAGGAGCAAGCUCUCAACUGCCCGAGGUGCAAUUCCACCAACACCAAAUUCUGCUACUACAACAACUACAGCCUCUCGCAGCCUCGCUACUUCUGCAAAACCUGCCGGCGCUACUGGACCGAAGGCGGCUCCUUGAGAAACGUCCCCGUCGGCGGCGGAUCACGCAAGAACAAGCGCUCAUCUCCGCCCCUCGCGAAGAAGCCCGAUUUCACGCCUCAAAACCCUAAGAUUCAGGAAAGCCACGACCUCAAUUUGGCCUACAAUCCCUCCAAUUACAAUGCCAUCCCCGAAUUCGCCUCCCUCCAUCAAACCCUAGGAAACCCUAAUUCCGACCGCCACCACCCUAAUCUUCCGCUGAUGGAGCUGCUCAAGUCCGGGGGAGGAGGGCUGAGCUCCUUCAUGUCCGACGCCGCCGGAUUCCCCUCCUCGUCGGCGGGAUUUCCGGUGCAGGAUUUCAAGGGGUUUUCAGUGGAUGGAAUCGAUCAAUCGUUUGGAAAUAUGCAGGAGAAUCAGGCGUCGAGAAUUCUGUUCCCGUUCGAGGAAUUGAAGCCGGUAAAUUCGAAUCACGAUGAGUUUGAACAGGAGAGAGUGGUGGUGCAAGGUGAGAGCAAUGUUUACUGGAAUGGUAUGCUUGCUGGUGGCUCUUGGUGAAUGAAUGAAUGAUCAAAUCAAGAAAUAUGGUGGUGAGUGAGACUUGUAUCUGAAAUUUGAUUUGAUAUGAAUGAUGAGAAGCUAACAGCAGAUGAUAGGUUUUCCAUGUUCAUAGUUUGCUCUUUUUUUUAUGAAAUUUCCACUUGCUUGUUCAGUUUAUGUUUGGUUUCUUCUGUUGUUUGUUAAAAUGUAAUUCUCAGAUUUUAUUUUUGGGUUAGUUGUAUUUAUAUAUGAUGAUGAUUUGAUU
Salvia hispanica is the source of this 1120-nucleotide messenger RNA. RefSeq names its product dof zinc finger protein DOF4.6-like. Gene Ontology annotation, biological process: regulation of DNA-templated transcription. Gene Ontology annotation, molecular function: DNA-binding transcription factor activity; DNA binding. The record is from RefSeq and is a predicted model, not a curated record. NCBI's taxonomy places the organism in Eukaryota, Viridiplantae, Streptophyta, Magnoliopsida, Lamiales, Lamiaceae.